Molecule: messenger RNA, 1221 nt
Organism: Phaeoacremonium minimum UCRPA7
Lineage: Eukaryota; Fungi; Ascomycota; Sordariomycetes; Togniniales; Togniniaceae
Product: putative aspartate aminotransferase protein
Exons: 3
Coding region: 1-1221 (406 amino acids)
Biological process (GO): L-aspartate biosynthetic process
Cellular component (GO): cytosol
Molecular function (GO): pyridoxal phosphate binding; L-aspartate:2-oxoglutarate transaminase activity
Source: RefSeq, a predicted model, not a curated record
AUGGGGUCCAUUCAGAGAACAUCGGCUUUUGCCAAAGCAGAGUUCAUUCCUCCCGACAGCAUCUUUGAGGUGACGAAGCGAUAUCUUGCUGACACAGAGCCACGAAAGGUGAACCUCGGUCAAGGGACCUAUCGUAAUGAGGAAGGCAAACCGUGGGUGCUGCCAUCAGUGAAGUUGGCGAAGGAGAAAAUAGGGGAUUGUGGGCAUGAAUACCUGCCGAUUGCGGGAUUGAAAGAUUUUCGUGACAGCGCUGUGAAGCUUGUUUUUCACGACACCAAGGCCUUGGAGGAACAAAGAGUUGCAUCAUGCCAAUCACUCUCAGGGACUGGCGCGCUACUUCUCGCUGGAUUGGCUCUCAGGAAAUCCAAUCCUGACAUUUCUACCUUGUACAUUACAGACCCGACCUGGUCGAACCAUGAGCUGCUCUUUGCUUCCAUGGGCUUUCUCGUAAAGACACUCCCGUACUACAAAGAUGGAGCGUUUGACUUCGCGAGUUACAUGGAGGUGCUCAAGACUGCGGAUGCACGCUGCGCCGUCGUUCUUCACGCAUGUGCCCAUAAUCCUACUGGAUGUGACCCAUCUCAGGAGCAAUGGAAGGAGAUUGCUGGUGUGGUGAAGCAAAACGGCAUCUUCCCCAUUUUCGACUCCGCGUAUCUGGGAUUCAACUCGGGGUCGGUCGAUAAGGAUGCAUGGGCAAUCCGGCACUUUGUGGAAGACUUGGGCCUUGAAGCAUCUAUUUGCCUGUCUUUUGCUAAGAGCAUGGGGCUGUAUGGAGAGCGGAUCGGACUUGUUACCUUCGUAACCAACUCGGCGGAGACAGCGCGGACAGUGGGUUCCAUUCUUGAGAAUGUACAGCGGGCCACAGUCUCCAACCCACCGGCUUACGGUGCCCGAAUUGCUGCGGCGGUGCUUGGAACCCCGGCCAUCGCACAACAGUGGGCAGUAGAUCUAUUGACAAUGUCCCAGCGCAUUCAAUCAAUGCGCCAAAAGCUGUACGACGCUCUAGUGAAGCGGCAAACACCCGGCGACUGGUCGCAUAUCGUAAAGCAAACGGGCAUGUUUGGUUAUACCGGAAUCAGUCCUUUGCAGGUGAAGCAUCUCGAAUCUGCGUACCACGUCUACAUGGCCGAAACAUCCCGCAUAUCCAUUGCAGGACUCAACGACGGCAAUCUGGAGUACUUUGCAACUGCAUUGGACGAGACUGUUCGGACGGUGCAUUAG